CUCUAUUUAGCAUGAUCAUUUCACUUUUCGAUCGUCGCCAUUUUGUAAGCGCCCUGCCUAAGAGUGUGUCAUGGACUUCAGCUGGAUUAAAUGUGUAUUACCCGGGAGGAACUGUAAAGAACCAGCCAGACAGCCCGCCCGCCGAGCUGCCCACCCGGCCGAGCUGUACUUUGUGUAUGCCAAUAUGCCGACAUGCUCGAGCCUGGUUGCUGUAGCCACAGGGGAAUUUUCAAGGACAAGAACCAGUGCUGGUAAAAAUGUGGUCUCAUGUGGUUUUCCAUACCGGCAUUCAGCAAGGAUUUCAGAGAAAGGAAUACUGUCUCCGAAUCACGAUGUGCCAAUAAGCUCCAGUUAGCUGUGCCUUUUUCCUCCCACCGGUAGUCAUUCAAUCUAAAUCCAGGAGAUGCAGCUCUGAAUCCAAUAUUUCAGGAGAAUAAAUAUCCACUAUCCGAAGAACAUUCAGACGUUCUAAAUGGACCAUUGUCCUGUUGCCAUGGAAAUCAUUAUGAGGAGGAGCACACAAACUGUCACUUGUUUUGGAUAUCAGAUGUACCACGAACUGACCAUAAACUUUUCAGAUGCUCUGGUUGUUUCAUCAGCCAAUUUCGAUGUAAAUUUUACUGAAUAAUGACAAACAGUCUUACUCAUAAGCAUCUCAUACUCAUUCGUAUUCCACAACUAAACAUGCUUGCAAUUACACUGUGCCAUCUAUCAUAAUAUAGCAAUGCUGCAAUGUCCACAUUUUUUUGUACCAGUUGUUGCUUUAUACUGAAACUUUUAUUGAAAAUGGUGCAUAAACACUGACAACACAUCAAUGUUACGUUCAUACAUUUGUACAUGUUCUUUCAGUGUUGAUAAUGUUGACAUAUUUCAUGUACAUUUACACAUGUGUUUAUUGCCAACCUCAUCAAAACAUGCAUAGUUUGCUCACAUACAUAUUUCCAAAACAGACAUUUACUGAAUGUAUUACUA
Molecule: messenger RNA, 972 nt
Organism: Mya arenaria
Lineage: Eukaryota; Metazoa; Mollusca; Bivalvia; Myida; Myidae
Exons: 5
Coding region: 71-355 (94 amino acids)
Source: RefSeq, a predicted model, not a curated record